Messenger RNA from Protopterus annectens (West African lungfish), 3071 nucleotides. RefSeq names its product solute carrier family 15 member 2-like. Gene Ontology annotation, cellular component: membrane. The coding region runs from base 801 to 3014 and encodes 737 amino acids. The transcript is spliced from 22 exons. Lineage: Eukaryota; Metazoa; Chordata; Ceratodontiformes; Protopteridae. Gene Ontology annotation, biological process: oligopeptide transport; transmembrane transport. The record is from RefSeq and is a predicted model, not a curated record. Gene Ontology annotation, molecular function: dipeptide transmembrane transporter activity.
UAUUUAUUGUGUAAUUCCCCACUUUUUCUCCAAAAGUCAUCUGUUUUAAGAGGGAUUAAGGGGGACAGCACUAAAAUCGGAAUCUAAAUAAGGGAUAUCCCUGAAAAGGACAAUUGAGAUCAGAUGUAUGAAAGGCCCCAAAUCAGGAACAGAUUUUAAACAUCGCUCUUAGAAAAAAUGAUAAAAUAAGAAUUGUUACAUUAUCAUGCAUUUUCUGAAAGCUUUGAAGUCUAAAACUAAAACAUCUGCCAUUAUUUAGAGAUUUCAAUCAGCAAUGGUUUGCAAGAAAAACAUCUUUUACGAGGAACACACCAAAAAUACAAAGCAAAAAUAUGAAGGUUCUGUGAAAUUCUGGACUGUUGGGAAGAAAGAUCUAAAUCCGGCUUGGGAGGCGGGUUAUUGGGUCACACGUAGAGCAGUUAAGUAAUAAUUCCCUGGAAUAGCAAGUAACAAUUCAAGUUUCUUAAAAGCCAAUCUAUUCAUGGAAUCUUGUUUCCCAAAGCGUUUAUUUGCUGAAUUGUCAAAAAAAGACAUUUGCUAAGCAAAAACCCUUCCAUCUGUGCCCGAGGCACACUGCCAGUGAUUUGUACGAAAGACGAAGGAGCAAACAAACCCACUGUAGCAGUAGUAGUAGUAGUAAAUAGUAGCAGCUGCAGCUGAUUUCUGUUUGCACGUUGUUUUUGCUCUAAACCAUCGGACUACAUAGUACUGUGGGCUGUGGCAGCUUCCAACUUUCUCACUUUAUUCAGAAUUCACGCGCACAUUACACUCACAAUUCGCUUGCUGUGGGAUAGAAUAGUAUGUACGAGGCUGCGGGAACGACAAAACCUGAAACUUUAAAGCCUUUUCUUGGAGAUGGUCGUAAAAAGGAUGUUGUCGUCCCGAGAAGGACGGGUGCGAAACUAUGUGGAACCAACUAUCCUUUAAGUAUAGCCUUCAUUGUGGUGAAUGAGUUUUGUGAACGUUUUUCCUACUAUGGCAUGAAAGCUGUGCUAACUUUGUAUUUCAUAUACUUCCUUCAUUGGGAUGAGGAUCUCUCCACUUCCAUCUACCAUGCCUUCUCGGGUUUGUGUUACUUUACACCAAUCUUUGGUGCCCUCAUUGCUGACUCAUGGUUAGGGAAAUUCAAGACAAUCAUUUACCUCUCUAUCAUUUAUAUUAUUGGACAUGCAGUGAAAUCAGUUGGUGCCAUACCUACAGUAGGAGGUCAGACUACUCAUGCGGUCCUGUCAAUGAUUGGCCUUUUCCUUAUAGCCUUAGGAACUGGAGGGAUAAAGCCAUGUGUGGCUGCCUUUGGUGGUGACCAGUUUGAAGAACGCCAUGGUAAAGAGAGAGCCAAGUUCUUCUCCAUUUUCUACUUGGCCAUUAAUGCAGGAAGUCUGUUAUCAACAUUUGUGACCCCAAUAUUGAGAGCUGAUGUGCAGUGUUUUGGUGGUGACUGCUUUGCUUUAGCAUUUGGUGUUCCUGCACUGCUAAUGGUAAUAGCACUGGCUGUGUUUAUUGGAGGAAGUACAAUGUACAACAGAAGUCCACCACAAGGAAACAUCAUAGGAAAAGUCUGCAAAUGUAUUGGGUUUGCAAUAAAGAAUCGAUGGCGGCAUCGUUCAAGCCAGCAUCCAAAGAGGGAGCACUGGCUUGACUGGGCAAGAGAACAAUAUCCGAAACAGCUUAUUAAAGAAAUUAAGAUGGUAACACGAGUUCUGUUCCUGUUCAUUCCAUUGCCAAUGUUCUGGGCUCUCUUUGAUCAACAGGGAUCCCGAUGGACAUUACAAGCUACCAGGAUGAAUGCUGAUUUUGGUGCAUUUUCAAUUCAGCCUGAUCAUGUACAGUCUUUGAAUCCCCUCUUAAUUCUUAUCUUCAUCCCAAUAUUUGACCUUGUCAUUUAUCCUAUGAUAAAUCUUUGUGUUAAUUUCACUCCUCUUAAGAAAAUAACAACUGGAAUGAUCCUUGCAGCUUCAGCAUUUGCAGUAGCAUCUGUGGUAGAAGUUCACGUAAAUAAGACAAUGCUGAAAGUUCCUGACACACAUGAAAGUCUGAUCCAGAUUAUAAACUUGGCAGACAAAGACAUCAGUGUUGCACUUCAAGGCAAGACUAAUAUAUUCCCUAACCCCAUUGGUGCCUUUGAGGAUCCAAAUGAAUAUGGGAAAAUAAAUCUACAUUCAGAAAAAGAACAGUUUCAGUUUGCCUUAAGAACAACUGAUAUGACUUCUUUCUGCAAUCAAACUCUCAGGGAAAAAGAAGCGUACAGUUUGUUAGUGUACAAAGCCUCAUCUUGGAUACAAUGUCAAAUGAUUAAAGAUCAAACAGAGAAGCCAGCCAAAGGAAGGGUAUCUGUAAGAUUUGUAAACACACUGGAGAAAAAUGUCAGUGAUAUCACUAUAGCAGAACAAAACUUUGGGAACAUAACUGGGACCUAUGGAGUUUCAGAAUACAAAACAGUGACCAGAGCAAAGCACACUGCAAAAUUCUUCAUGGAAGGAACUCGGCAUCAGAUGGAUUUGGGAUUAUUAGACUUUGGAGCAGUAUAUACAGUUUUUAUAACUGAGGAUUCCAUUAACAGUGUGGCUAAAAAAACAGAAGAUAUCCCUGCCAAUAGCAUCCAUAUAGCUUGGCAAAUUCCACAAUAUAUCUUAAUAUCAGCUGGUGAAGUUAUGUUCUCAGUAACUGGUUUGGAAUUCUCCUACUCUCAGGCUCCUGCCAGUAUGAAGUCAGUUCUUCAGGGUGGUUGGCUGUUGACUGUUGCAUUUGGAAAUCUGAUUGUGCUCAUCAUAGCACAGGCUUCAGUGCUGGAACAGUGGGCAGAAUUUGUUCUGUUUGCUGUCCUACUUGUUGCUGUGAGUGCCAUCUUUGCUAUCAUGGGAUAUUUCUAUAUAUAUGUGGAUCCAUCAGAAGUGGAAGAAGAAGAUGAAAACAAGAAAGAGGGAAAAGAAGAGGAGGCAAAGUUAGAAAAAGAAAAUGGAUUACCCGGUUAUGAAUCUGUUAUUCUAAAUGAAAUUAAAAAGAGCAGACUUUAGAUUUAAGUGACUUCAGUUAUUAUGUAAGGUAUUGCCAGCUAUGCCAGGAGAAGUAGG